Molecule: messenger RNA, 876 nt
Organism: Centropristis striata (black sea bass)
Lineage: Eukaryota; Metazoa; Chordata; Actinopteri; Perciformes; Serranidae
Product: lysophosphatidic acid receptor 6-like
Exons: 1
Coding region: 1-876 (291 amino acids)
Biological process (GO): phospholipase C-activating G protein-coupled receptor signaling pathway; positive regulation of Rho protein signal transduction
Cellular component (GO): membrane
Molecular function (GO): lysophosphatidic acid receptor activity
Source: RefSeq, a predicted model, not a curated record
AUGUUCAACGUUACACUAGAGAAUGGAACGGAGCUGGAUAAGAAGAACACGGUGUACGCUCUGGUGUUUGGAUCUGUUUUGGCGCUGGGUCUGCCUCUCAAUGCUGUCUCACUGUGGAUUCUGUUACGCUGCCACAGCCUCAAAACCCCCAGCGCUGUCUUCAUGGUCAACCUGGCCAUCUCUGACCUGCUGCUGGUCAUCUCCUUGCCCAUGAGGGUCUACUUUUACGCCACGGGCACCUGGCCUCUGGGCGAUCUGGCGUGCAUCUGUAUCACAAUGUUCUUUCGCAACAACAUCCGCUCCAGCUCCAUCUUCAUCACCUUCAUCAGCGUGGACCGGCUGCUGGCUGUGGUUUAUCCUCUGAGGUCACGCCAUCUUCGGACCGCUUGCAACGCUCUGAAAGCUGCCGGGCUCGCUUGGCUGUUUGUGUUCGUGGUCAACGUGCCAGAAAGUGUGGGAUUCGCAAGAUUUUUAAAAGGCAUCAAUGAAUCCAUCUGUUUUGAAUUUGGUCCCAGGCCGCUCCCUACAUCACCGCUAGUUUAUCUCCAGCCGGUGUUGGUGUUCAGCCUGUUGGCGGUCAACAUCGUGUCCACCGCUCUCGUCUCUUGGACUCUACGAAGACGUCUGAAUGAUUCAACGAGGGUCAGAAACAAGGUGAACAUCAUGCUGCUUUUCGCCAUGAACUUGAUGAUGUUCACUGUAUUUUUCCUGCCGGUGUCAUUGUUUGUUUUAUUUAAAAGCUGGAGACCUGCUCUCACAUCACUGAUAUGUCUGGCUAGUGUCAACUGCUGCCUGGAUCCUCUGUUGUAUUACUUUUCUUUUGAUGGUUUCUGGAAGGGAAAAGAGGAUGUGGAUAGUUCUGCUGCCAGAGAAUAG